Penaeus monodon (black tiger shrimp) is the source of this 1291-nucleotide messenger RNA. RefSeq names its product palmitoyltransferase ZDHHC20-B-like. The record is from RefSeq and is a predicted model, not a curated record. The coding region runs from base 143 to 1192 and encodes 349 amino acids. The transcript has 10 exons. Gene Ontology annotation, molecular function: protein-cysteine S-palmitoyltransferase activity. Gene Ontology annotation, biological process: peptidyl-L-cysteine S-palmitoylation; protein targeting to membrane; synaptic vesicle maturation. Gene Ontology annotation, cellular component: endoplasmic reticulum; Golgi apparatus. NCBI's taxonomy places the organism in Eukaryota, Metazoa, Arthropoda, Malacostraca, Decapoda, Penaeidae.
CUAAAAAACAACCAAGAGUUGGAGAGAUGUAGAUCAGAAUACAGAGAUUGCAGUAACCUAUGACUCAUGAAAAAAUACAACCAAAACUGGUCACACCCAAAACCUCAUUCCAUUUUUGCAGACUGUAGUCCCCCCCCAUGAGAUGUCAGUAGCAAUGGCACCUAAAUUUUCUUCAAUGUCUGGACCUUGCAGACUUUGCUUUAAGGCUGCCAAGUGGUUGCCUGUUUUAUUUAUUGUAACGGCUGUGGUAUGGUCUUACUAUGCCUAUGUCAUCCAGCUGAAUUUAUUCUCCAUUGAGAGCAUCAUUGAAAAAAGCUUUUAUUUAUUUGUUUACCACAUCCUGCUGUUCCUCUUCCUGUGGGCAUAUUGGCAGACAAUUUUCACAGAAAUCGGCAGAGUACCGAAACAGUUCCGACUACCGCCUGCCGAACUAGAGAGGUAUGAGGCUGCAGAAAGUGAUGAAGUUAGACGUGACAUAUUGGAGAGAUUUACUGAAAAGAACAAUCUCCCUGUGUACAAUCGCACUAUGACAGGAGAUAUACGGUAUUGUGAGAAAUGUGUCCAGAUCAAACCAGACAGAAGUCACCACUGUUCAGUGUGUGGGGAAUGCGUGCUGAAGCUAGACCAUCAUUGCCCUUGGGUCAAUAAUUGUGUUGCCUUCACAAACUACAAAUUCUUCGUCUUAUUUUUGGGCUAUGCUCUUAUUUAUUGCCUCUUCAUUGCUGCAACCACUUUGCAAUAUUUCAUCAAAUCUUGGAAGAAUCAGCUGGGAGGAGUGUCAGGAUCGUUCCACAUAUUGUUUGUCUUUUUUGUGUCCAUCAUGUUUGCAAUCAGUCUGGUAUCCUUGUUUGGAUACCACAUCUUCCUUGUUUCCAAGAACAGGUCCACUCUGGAGUCUUUCCGUGCACCAAUCUUCCGCCUGAGUCACACAUGGGUGCAAGACAAAGAUGGUUUUAGCUUGGGUGCAUACAACAACUUUCUGGAAGUGUUUGGCGACAACAAGAAGUUGUGGUUCCUGCCGGUAGCCACCAGUCUAGGCGAUGGUGUAAGUUACCCGGUGCGCGGCCAACAGCCCCCUUCUACUACUACUGCCACCACUACCCCAGUGCAAUCCUAUGGCAGCACACAGACCAGGGAACAUACUUGUGAUGAGAAUGCAUGCGCCACUAAUGAUCAUCCAGACACCCUAUAGCCAAGAAAUAUACAGUAUUCAUAUAUGUUUGAGAAGGCUUCUUCAAUUGCAGUUUGCAGCCAUUUAUGCCAAAAGUAAUGUUCAAAAUGGAAAAAAAAA